GGGACCCACAUAUAUGCUUUUCCUCUGCCAUCUUCUCUCUUCCGCUCCUCCUCAUCCUUCUCAAAUUCGGUCAUCUCUCACUUCUCUCUCCUCAAGGAGUAUUUGAAUUUGCAAGAUUGUCAUUCUUUUCUUUCUAGAGAGAAAAAUACAGAAACCUCUCGCUGAUUGGGUAUACCGAACCGAAGAGAGGUGUUUCGAAAGUCAUCACAUCCGUGCUAAUUGGGGUUUGCGUCAAUAAUAGCAGAUCAAAUUGAAUCCACAUGUUGGCCAAGUUUUCUGGGAUCAGAUGUGUAGUAUGUGUCAUGAUUGUGGAGCACCAUUGACCAUGUCCAAUGGAAGCAAGGAGAAGCAGGAAAAUUUGACCUCUGUUGAAUCGAAAGGAAGAGAUCCCAAAUUGUCAUGCAACUUUUGUGUGGAAAAGCAAGAUAAAGAAUCACUAAAUCAGACUGGUUUAAGUGCUUGUCCAAAACAACAUAUCAGUCCAACUUCUUCGCUGACCAGCAGUGAUAGCACUGUCUCAUGCUGCAGUGAUAUUUCGGUUGAGGCAUACUCAAAUGGCAGGGGUGAUCAUGAUGGAGAUAGCUCAGCCAGCAGCAGUGAGGAUCCCAACUUUAGGCCAAAUGGCCAUCUACAAAACUUGAGCUCAUCGAUUCAUGAAAAUGGGAUUCACCAAUCCAAUGAGCAGGCAAAAGUCAACUUAAAGGGAAACGGUACUGGUAGUAACAGUUGCACUGUUUCUAGACAUGAAGAACUUAACGGAAAUGUUGAUAAUCAAGAAGCAAAGGACAAUGUUGUUGAAAGUGCUAGUUCAGAUAUUAAUGGGGAAACUGAGACACCUUAUUCUUUGAAGGAUGAAAUGGAUGGUCAUGUAUGGUCACCCCCGGAGGCAGAAGACCGAGAGGAUGACAAGGAGGGUAGUUUGGUCAAUUACGAUGACGACGAUGAUGAGUGUGGUGAUGGCACAACAUGGGGAAAGCCUAGUUCUUUAAGUAGCAUUGGUGAAGAAGGCAGUGGAAGCUACAGGGUCAAAGAUGAAAAGAAAAAGGCAAUGGAUGAGGUGAUGAAUGGAAAGUUUAAAGCCCUUGUGGGUCAACUUCUUAAAUCUGUUGAGGUUUCCCCUUCUGGGGAAGAUGGUGACAGUUGGGUGGAUAUAGUUACUUCCUUAUCAUGGGAAGCCGCUUCAUUUGUGAAGCCUGAUGCUAUAGAGGGCAAGGCUAUGGACCCUGAUGGCUAUGUGAAGAUCAAGUGUGUUGCCACUGGUUUUCGUAACCAAAGUCAAGUGAUCCGUGGCUUGGUCUUCAAAAAGCAUGCUGCUCACAAGCAUAUGCCAACCAAGUACAAGAACCCCAGAUUGUUGUUGAUACGUGGAGCGCUUGGACUCUCUUCAAGUGGGCUUUCAUCAUUUGAAUCAAUGGAUCAGGAGAAGAAUAGACUGAAGUCCAUGUUGGAGAUGAUUGACAUCUCCCAACCGAAUGUGGUUUUAGUGGAGAAAACUGUUUCACGUGAUAUCCAAGAGUCUAUUCUUCCAAAAGGAAUGACACUAGUCUUUGAUAUGAAAUUGCAUCGUCUAGAGAGAGUUGCUCGUUGCACUGGUUCACCGAUCUUAUCAACUGAUAUCUUGGCAGGCCAAAAACUUAAACACUGCGAUUACUUUCAUUUUGAAAAAUUUGUAGAGGAGCACAAUGUGUCUAUUGAUAGCGGAAAGAAGCCAAGUAAAACAUUGAUGUUCAUUGAGGGCUGUCCUACACGUAUGGGUUGUACGAUUUUGCUGAAGGGAGCUCACAGUGAUGAAUUGAAGAGGGUUAAAUGUGUGGUCCAGUGUGCAGUCGUUGUGGCAUAUCAUUUAAUUCUAGAGACCUCUUUCCUCCUAGAUCAAAGGACUAUGUUCUCUACCAUCCCUUUCGAUGGAGUUCGAAGUAUAUCUAUGACUGAUCAACAAUCUCCUUCUGCUCAACCGAGUAAUUCAAAAUAUCCUUGUUUCGAGGAGUCUAGUGCCGAAACUGAUUCUAUGUAUACGGUUGAGUUUCCCAUAUCCAAUGAAUGUCAUGAAGGAGGAUUCCAUGACUUAAAUUUCCCAUUGGAAGGAAAUUCUAUGUUUUCUUAUGAGCCAUACAAUCCCAUUAUUCUUUCUGGGUUAUCAUCGCUUUCAGCCUCUCUAAAGAAAGUUAUUGGGGACAGUUUCCCUAUGUCCAAGUACUUUGGUUUUAACGAAAGGGAAUCCAAUGGUCCUAUUCCAGAUUCCUUUAAUGCUUCGACAUCUCAAGAGUCAUUCGAUCAUUAUGAUGUUGAAGUAAAGGGUGGCUCUGAUGAAGACAAGGUUUCUGAUAAUGAACGACCCUGUUCUCCGUUUGCUUGUUGCAAAGCCCUUUCAAAUAGUCUUGAAUGUGGUGGAAAUAAUGAGGACCGAAAGCAUAGUAAGGAUGACAUCAGCAGUGUGUUGGAUUCUGAAAGCAUUUUGGUUUUGAUGUCUAGCCGCAAUGCCUCAAGAGGGGCUAUUUGUGAGCAAAGUCAUCUUUCUCAUAUCAAGUUCUACCGGAACUUUGAUGUUCCCCUUGGAAAGUUUUUGCAAGAUAAUUUACUCAAUCAGAGCCUUCAGUGUGCCACGUGCAAUGAACCACCAGAAGCUCAUUUUUACUACUAUGCGCAUCAUAAUAAGCAGCUCACAAUUCAAGUCAAACGCCUUCCUAAAGAGAGGGAGUUGCCUGGUCAAGCUGUAGGAAAGCUUUGGAUGUGGAGUCGCUGUGGUAAAUGUAAAUCGCUCAAUGGGAACUCAAAAUCUACUAAGAGGGUCUUGAUUUCCAAUGCUGCCCGAGGUUUAUCAUUUGGAAAGUUUUUGGAGCUCAGCUUUUCAAAUCACUCUUCAUUUAGUAGACUAUCUAGCUGCGGGCAUUCUCUACAGAGGGACUUCCUUUACUUCUUUGGAUUAGGCCCCAUGGUUGCAAUGCUGAGAAACUCUGCAGUGGCAACUUACUCAGUAUCUUUGCCACCUCAGAAACUGGAGUUCAGUAGUUCAAUCAGAGGAGAUUUACUUAAGAGGGAAACUGACGAUGUUUACAAGAAAGGAGUACACUUCUUCGAUGAGGUUGCAAAAUGUUUGCAGGGGAUUGCUUCUCGAUUUUCAGGUUCAAUUCUGAACCUUUAUGGGGGGUUGAAGGAAUUCUCUGAUAUUCAAGAGAUGUUAAAGCAGGAAAGAAAUCAAUUUGAGAUGAACAUUCAGAAUGUUGCCGUCAAGAGUGGAAAUCCAGAUGUGGCUGUGUACAGGCUUCUCAGUUUGAACCGGCUUAUGUGUGAUCUCCUUCUUGAAUCAUGCAUCUGGGAUCAACGUCUGCAUUCACUCCUCUCUUCAGAUUCAGGAGUGAUCAACGGUAGAACCACUGGCAAUGGAAUGCUUGCUGUGGAAACUAACAGCUCCGUAAAUUCUCCUGAAAGUGGCAACAAUGAAGUUUUUGACAACAGUGUUCACAUGGAAAUCAAUGGGGAGGCAUUUGUAGAGUCAAUUUCUAUUGAAAGAACAAAUUCAUCUGAUGUGGCUGAGGAUAUUGAGAGGUCAAAUUCAUUUGGCAAUGAGAAUUGUCAACAAGAGAAUCGUCCUUUGGCAAAAGAGAGAACUAUUCCAAUUUCUACAGAUGAUGGUCAUGAUUUAGAUGCGUCUCAAAGAGGUUUGCCUGCUUUUCCACUACAACCUAACUUAGAAAAUCCAAGAGGAUGGAUCUGGACUCCAUUUCCGGAACUUCGGAUGAAUUAUUUGAAAGAUCUUCAGGGAGGUUGUGUGCCAAGAUAUGAUUCUAUAUGUAGGUAUACCAUAGAGAGCUUCCCUAAUGCUCUUCGGCUGAUCACUGAAGAGGGCUCAAGGCUGCACAUACCUCUUGGUACCGAUGAAUAUAUGGUGUCAGAUUAUGAGGACGAGUUCUCAAGCAUUAUUGCUUGUGCUUUGGCAUUGUUGAAGGAUGUACCCCGUUCGACAGAGGUUUUGAAUGGGGAUUAUAAAGCAACAAUGCCUAAAACAUAUGAGAGUUCACACAGCGUAGCACGCAUAUCGUCUCUGGCAUCCCCAUAUUGGUCUUCUUUCGGUUCUUUGGAUUCAGAUGGGACCCCUUCUCCGCCAUCUUCGGAGGAGUCACACUUCUCCAGUUUUGAUGGGUUGAAUUUGUUAGGCUCCUUGGUUUCUUUUAGGGCCUUAAAUCCAGAAGUCCCUAUGGGGUUUGGAAAAUCACAUGGUAAGGGGAAAUAUUCUGUACUUUGUUUGUACGCAAACCAAUUCCGUGACCUAAGAAGCCGAUGUUGUCCCUCUGAGCUUGAUUACAUUGCUUCUCUUAGUCGUUGUAGAAAUUGGGACGCCAAAGGUGGCAAGAGUAAAUCGUUCUUUGCUAAAACUCUUGAUGACCGCUUCAUUGUGAAGGAAAUUAAGAAGACAGAAUUCGAGUCAUUUGAAAAGUUUGCUCUGGAUUAUUUUCGGUACAUGAAUGAGUGCUUUGAGCAAGGGAACCAAACCUGCCUUGCGAAAAUACUUGGGAUUUAUCAGGUAACUAUUAGGCAGACAAAGAGCGGGAAAGAGAUGAAACAUGACCUUAUGGUGAUGGAGAACCUUUCUUUUGGACGAAAUAUUGGUCGGCAGUACGAUCUUAAAGGUGCUUUGCAUGCUCGAUUCAACUCAGCAGCUGAUGGUUCAGGAGACGUUCUUCUAGACCAAAACUUCGUCAAUGACAUGAAUGCCUCUCCCUUGUAUGUUGGUACCAAGUCCAAGCGUAUUCUGCAACGGGCUGUGUGGAAUGACACAACAUUUCUCAAUUCAAUCAAUGUGAUGGAUUACUCUCUACUUGUGGGAGUGGAUACUCAUCGGCGCGAACUUGUGUGCGGCAUUAUAGACUACCUCAGACAGUAUACGUGGGAUAAGCAACUAGAGACCUGGGUCAAAGCGUCCCUUGUUGUUCCCAAAAACCAGUUGCCCACUAUAAUUUCUCCACGAGAGUACAAGAAGAGAUUUAGAAAGUUCAUCACUACAUACUUCUUGAGUGUUCCGGACCAUUGGUGCUCACAAAGAUCUUCUAACCCUUGCAAACUCUGUGGCACGGGCAAGGAUGAUUCUUCCUCUUCUCAUGCAAAAUCUCAAGAUCAAGGGGAGCCAAAUGGUUUUUUGAGUUGAGUUUUGAUAUUUGUUCUAAAGUACUGUACAUAGUCCAUUUCAUAGUAGUACAUACCCCCCACUCAUUCAGAAAUUUUAUUGAAUCCUGGGGAGGAGAUUUAUAGCUUUAGGUUCUGGCCAUGUGGAGCCAUAUACAUAUGAAUUUUGUAAAGCCUAUCAAGUAAUUGUAGAAAGUCGUGAUACUAGGAGACUUUGUAUGAUUAUUUGUAUCAAUGGAAGAAAGUUUGGCCUUCAUGUUUA
Molecule: messenger RNA, 5383 nt
Organism: Rhododendron vialii
Lineage: Eukaryota; Viridiplantae; Streptophyta; Magnoliopsida; Ericales; Ericaceae
Product: putative 1-phosphatidylinositol-3-phosphate 5-kinase FAB1D
Exons: 13
Coding region: 287-5143 (1618 amino acids)
Biological process (GO): phosphatidylinositol phosphate biosynthetic process
Cellular component (GO): endosome membrane
Molecular function (GO): 1-phosphatidylinositol-3-phosphate 5-kinase activity; ATP binding
Source: RefSeq, a predicted model, not a curated record